This is a messenger RNA of Wallemia ichthyophaga EXF-994, 4944 nucleotides long. RefSeq names its product Serine/threonine-protein kinase ppk19. The record is from RefSeq and is a predicted model, not a curated record. The transcript has 10 exons. Bases 1 to 4944 code for a protein of 1647 amino acids. Gene Ontology annotation, cellular component: late endosome; phosphatidylinositol 3-kinase complex, class III, type I; nucleus-vacuole junction. Lineage: Eukaryota; Fungi; Basidiomycota; Wallemiomycetes; Wallemiales; Wallemiaceae. Gene Ontology annotation, biological process: autophagy of peroxisome; macroautophagy; protein phosphorylation. Gene Ontology annotation, molecular function: protein serine/threonine kinase activity; ATP binding; protein binding.
AUGAGCUUCAAGAAGUACGCCCAACAGACAUCCAUGGGAAUAUCUCACUCGCGCUCAUUCAGCUUAGACUCGUUUGUCGCAGAGAUCGGCAACGACGUCAGCUACGAUAGGAGUCUCGGCAACUCCCGCUUCCUCAAGGCGAUACGCGGCAAGAGCAGAAGCGGGCGGAUCAUAGUAAAGGUCUUUACCAAGGCUGAUCCAUCCGUUAACCUCUCGUCUUUCAUCCAGCGCUUGAAGAAGGAAAAAUCGCAGCUCGUCGGUAUCAGCAAUGUUUAUGCCUUUCAAACCUUCCUCGAAACUGACAAGGCUGGCUACAUGAUCCGCCAGUACAUCGGCACAAAUCUCUACGACAGAGUUAGUACACGUCCAUUUCUAUCCACAGUAGAGAAGAAAUGGAUAGCAUUUCAGUUGCUAUGCGCCCUACAAGACUCGCAUACUUGUCAAGUACCUCACGGUGAUGUGAAAUCCGAGAAUGUUUUGGUGACAUCAUCAAAUUGGGUUUAUUUGACAGACUUUGCAAGCGUGAAGCCUUCACAUUUACCUCUAGAUGAUCCAUCAGACUUCAGUUUGUACUUUGAUACUUCUGCGCGGCGCACUUGCUACCUUGCACCAGAGAGAUUCUUCGAUAACGAUAGUGAUAUAGCUCACUUUCGUCAAUUGAUACUGGAAAAGGGUACAGCUAAUGUCGAUACCCAAGACAAACUUGUUGUCACCGAAGCAAUGGAUGUCUUCUCGGCUGGUUGUGUCAUCGCUGAAUUGUUCUUAGAAGGCACACCACUAUUCACUCUAUCACAGCUGCUGAGAUACAAAGAAGGCAACUACAACCCCUCAUCUGUUAUCUCCCAGAUUGAUGACCAGGAGGUUAGGCAUCUCAUCACGUCAAUGACUCAAAUGGAUCCAUCCGAAAGAUUGUCAUUUUCUGGGUACCUAGCUGAAUAUAGACAGAAGCUGUUCCCUAAUGUCUUUUACACUUUCUUGCAUGACUACUCCGCUCAAAUCCUCGAACCAAUCCAACAGCCACCCAAUUCGACCUUUGUUGCUCCAUCCAAUACCUCAGCGACCCCCUUUGAUACCUUCCAAGCUAACAACCAGAUUCAAACACCCAAUCAUGUGAAAUAUGUACCUGAGGAGAGAGUAGAGAAGUUGUGGAAUGAUUGGCUGGAGAUAUCCAGCAACUUCGAUGAAAAGUAUUGCCAAAUCAAGGAAGAAUUAGAUGAGGAUGACUUCGUUGAUGGUGCUGUCUUCCCUGUUCAGCUAAGUAUACCAAAUGUCAAGCCUCUUCUCAUGGUGAGAAAAGAUAACAUAGACUCUAGUGACGGUGAAGAUGGUGCUGCUCUAAUUGUAUCAACAUUGCUGUGUUCGAACAUUCGCAAUUGCAUCAAGCCUAGCUCAAAGAUGAAAGCUUUGGAACUGCUGCUCGCAGUAAGCAGCUAUUUGAAAGAUGACACAAAGCUCGAUAGGAUCAUACCCUAUAUGGUUGAUCUACUAAGCGAUGCAAGUGCAAAUGUGCGAGCAUCAACCCUUCGUAAUAUAACGCAAAUGCUACUCAUUGUCGGAAGCAUCACACCUGCCAACUCAACCAUUUUCAUCGAAUACCUCCUUCCACUUAUCCUGACACUAGCCAGCGACAGCUCCGAGCUAGUGAGGUCUACUUUAGCUCAGUGCAUCGCGCCUAUUGCAGAGACAGGACAAAAGUUCCUCAACUUGGCUGAAUCGAUGAAGUCAAACAAUACAUACACGGCGAAUGAAGGUGUUGAGAAAAUGUUGCUAGAUGGGAACGAAUCUUUUGAGAACUCGUAUGAAACAUCGAGGCAAGACUUGCAGGUUUUCAUACAGGAUAUCGUAGCCACUCUGCUUACAGAUUCGUCAUCGAUGGUCAAAAGAUCGUUACUACAGGAUAUCAUCCCCCUUUGUCUCUUUUUCGGCGCUGCUAAGUCCAACGACUUACUCCUUACUCAUAUCAACACAUACUUGAAUGAUAGAGAUUGGGAACUGCGCUCGGCUUUCUUUGAUAGUGUUGUCGGCAUAGCUACUUGCAUUGGAGGAAAGUCCGUCGAAGAGUACAUUCUCCCAUUGGUCAUACAAGCGCUGUCAGAUGCUGAAGAAAAUGUCAUUGUUAACGUCCUUAAUUCCAUACGCAAGCUUGCUGAGCUGGGUUUGAUUAAGAAGGUGCAUGUCUGGGAAUUAAUUGGUAUUACAUAUCCUCUCAUUGUUCAUCCGAAUAAGCGAAUUCGACAGAAUAUUAUUACGUUCAUAAGCGUGGCUGUAUCUAGGCUACCAGAGACUGAUACUUGGUGCAUAAUCUACCCACAGUUAACAUCCUUACUGAGUGGGCAGAUUAGCAGCAUAGAUAGCGACUCAUUGAACGAAGCCGCUUUACCACCGCUCUCGAGGACGCUUUUUGAGAUUGCCCAGGAAUGGUCCCUCGAAGUACCCAAGUCCCCAUUCUGGAGGAAUGGCGUCAUGUAUCAAACAAUUGGCCUCAAGGAAGGGCUACGAAGUUUGCACAACGGCAUAUACAAGCAAGUUCCCAAAGUUGAUACUCAGAUAUGUGAUGACGACAAGCCUUACAUUGAUAGAAUGGCAGAGGUGGGCUUCACAAAAGAUGAUGAAAUCAAACUCGCCUACCUUCGUUCGCACAUCUCCAUGUUCGCUCGGGCUCAGGAGAGUAGGUCAAGUGUCAAUGGUGGUGACCAGCCGAAAAAGGAGGACAUCGAUAAAGUAAUUGCUCUCUCUGAUCUCAAGGUAGCUCCACAGACGGUGUUUAUUGGUCUUAAAAGCUCCAAUCUGAUUUCAGGGACACUUGAAGCCAACGUCAAGAGCAGAAGCAAUUUAUCGAAGCAGCGGAGUAUUGAGAGCUGGUCUAAGCAGAUUUCGUCUAUUUCUCAGCGUAAUACGCCUAGCAAUGAACACGCUAGACCACAAGUUUCUAAUCGGGUCGAUGUGAUGGACUUGCGUAAAAGAUUGGCACAACCACAAACCUCUUCUGUUGAGCCAGUCGCUACGAGAGAAGCGGAUAAUGGUAGUAGACGGGAAUCCAGCACGACACUCGAUACAAUGCAUUCCACAUCUCCUCGUAUGAAUGAUCUAGCUGGAUUCGGAAACAAUGAUACAAGUCCACCAGAACCUGGCUCGUACGCAGGCUCGCCUACACUCAGCGUUGUGCGACCACAAGCAAUUGGUAAACGCAGCGGGCCUUUGCCUGGCGACGGCCAAAAAGCUGCUGCUGCAGUCGGGUCUGUAAAUACCAAUGCUAUAGGCAUGCUCGAGGUACCUGGUCGGGAAGCGCCUGGUGAGGAGCAAGGCCAGAACAGCAGUCAGACACCCAACACCGGCGGUGGAAACACCAAUCCUAGAAUCAAUUUGAAAAGUGCAACAUACCAGCACACAUACGAGGGUGGUGACACUGCGAUAUUGAAGAUGCUCGAUAGUGUAUGCAGGGAAACGUUACGCGAGCCUCUUGUCGAGUUUGGUAACACUUUACCACCACCGCUCAUCAAAAGGCGUAGAAGCCCUUAUAGUCAGAACGACGAACCGCCCUCGUUACGGCUAGUUGGACAAUUCAAUGAGCAUGAAGGGGGUUUGACGUGUGUUGCAGUCUCCUCAGAUCAUGUCUUUUUCGCUACAGGUUCUCAUGACCACACUGUCAAAAUAUGGGAUACCGCGAGAUUGGAGAAGAAUGUUACGGCCAAGUCGCGCCACACUCUACGGAGAUCAGCUGGGAUUAGUGCAAUAAGCAUGAUCGAGAACACUCACUCACUAGCUGUCGCAUGUCGUGAUGGUACUGUUGUGAUAUACAGAGUUGAUGUGUCUCAGGGCACAACGCUUCCACGGUAUGCUGCUGAUGUUAAUGAUGUUCCUGUCGUUCGUGAAUUCAGUCUCAAUGGCGCAAGCGAAGGUGAAUAUGUGACAUGGAUGUAUCAUUACAGCAGCGACACAAGCAGCAACUUGGUGUACACGACCUCGUUUUCUAGACUGUGUAUUAUCGACUUGAGAACGACGCUACCUACGAUGGACAUUGACGGCCCUGCGUGGCAUGGUCCUAUAGUUAAUGCGUGUAUAGAUCGCGACAGGACGUGGGUAGUUACUGGUACAAUUUUCGGCUGGCUCGCUUUAUGGGAUAUUAGAUUCGGGAUAAUGGUGCACGCGUGGCGAUGUAGGAAUGGUGGUGGAAUCACCCAAGUCAAUAUGGAUCCUUCGAGUGACCAGCUCGUUGUGGUCUGUGUAGACGACGUUAAUGGUUCUCGGACGGUUGUAGAGGUGCACAACGUGGCCACUAGGCAGAUUGUCGAUGUAUACGAGUCGCAAGGAUCCGCAUACAAGAGUAACAGUGAUGGACUUAUGGAUGUGUAUGGUAGUGGUAGUUCUGCUGAGGCUAUUGAGAAGCUGGCAAACACAGAUACCACCAAUUAUGCUCAGAGCGUUCCACCUUCUAGUGAGGCGGGUCGCUCGCUUCUGAUAGGACCGGCUACUAAGCGAUCUGGAGGAAUUUGGUAUGAUUUUGGUAAUGCGACUGGUCACGCAAAUGCUCAACUCAACGCUAGCGGAUGGGUAUUCGAAGAUAUCAAGUCGAAGAAAGAGACAGCAAUGCCUAAGAAGCGAUUUGUGUUGAUCGGUACGAAUGCACAUGAAAUUAAGUGGUGGAAUCUUGGUGAUAAAUCGUGGUAUAAGUCUGCUGUUUUAAGCGGUAAAGCGGCUGAUACUAGGGAGUAUAUCGUGCGGCAGGACGAAUCCGAUGCGAGAGACGUACACUACGAAGAGAAGGUAGGAGUGCAAGCGCAAACGAGAAGAAGCAGCAAGGAGACACAGGUGAAUGAACAGAAUGAUAGGCUGAUGCAGUGUCACAGUCAUUCUGUAGAAGUCUUGGCCGCGAUCGAGCUGCCGUUCCGCGCAUUAGUAAGUGGUGACAGGAGUGGGGUAAUGAAAGUAUGGCGGGUGGAUUGA